Messenger RNA from Pristis pectinata (smalltooth sawfish), 2289 nucleotides. Its product is annotated as chloride anion exchanger-like. Gene Ontology annotation, biological process: transmembrane transport. Gene Ontology annotation, cellular component: membrane. The transcript is spliced from 20 exons. NCBI's taxonomy places the organism in Eukaryota, Metazoa, Chordata, Chondrichthyes, Rhinopristiformes, Pristidae. Gene Ontology annotation, molecular function: secondary active sulfate transmembrane transporter activity; chloride transmembrane transporter activity; oxalate transmembrane transporter activity. The record is from RefSeq and is a predicted model, not a curated record. Bases 1 to 2289 code for a protein of 762 amino acids.
AUGCAUCCUGGGAAGCAGCAGUACGUGGUGGCCCGAGCGGCCUACUCGGAGGUUGGCUUCAAAGCUCAGCACCAACCAGUUGAGAGGUACCACAAAACCGCCCUGGACCAUGUGAGGAUGUACUUCAGAUGCUCCACUUCAAGGGUAAAGAGGAUCCUCCUCAGUCUGUUCCCGAUCGUCUCGUGGCUGCCGACGUACAGCUUGAAGGAAUGGCUCGUCAGUGACAUUGUGUCGGGGGUCAGCACGGGCCUCGUCUGUGUUCUACAAGGCCUGGCCUAUGCCCUCCUGGUGUCGGUCCCCGCUGGCUACGGACUGUAUGCAGCCUUCUUCCCCAUCCUGACCUACUUUUUCUUGGGAACGUCAAGACACAUCUCAGUCGGGCCCUUCCCGGUGGUGAGUCUGAUGGUGGGGACCGUGGUGGAGAGGAUGGUGACCGACGACAGCGCUGGGGCCAACUCCACCAUCUUCCCCGCUGACAUGAGCAAGGAAGAGAGGCAGGUAUGGGUGGCAGCCUCUGUCACCUUCCUCUCUGGCAUCGUCCAGCUGGCCCUCGGCUUCCUCCAGGUGGGCUUCAUUGUCAUUUACCUGUCGGACCCAAUGAUCUCUGGCUUCACCACCGCAGCUGCAAUCCACGUCCUGGUCUCCCAGCUCAAGUUUGUCUUCCAGCUGACCGUGCCUGGCUUCAGUGGGCCGCUUGCCCUCAUUUACACGCUGAAACACAUCUUCACUCACAUCACGGAGUCAAACGUCGCGGACAUCGUCAUUUCACUCAUCAUCAUGAGCGUUGUAUUCGUCUUUAAGGAAAUUAAUGAUCGAUUCAAGUCCAAGCUCCCUGUGCCAAUCCCCAUUGAGGUUAUCAUGACGAUAAUCGCCACGGGUGUCUCCUACGCAUUUAACUUCGAAGAGACCUACAGUGUCGACAUUGUUGGAAGUCUACCGAAGGGCUACCAGACACCCCUCCCGCCCAACACUGCCGUCCUACAGCAGAGCUUUGGAGACGCCUUCUCAGUCGCCAUCGUUGGUUUUGCUGUUGCGUUCUCAGUGGCCAAGGUUUACUCCAUUAAACAUGAUUACGUCAUCGACGGGAACCAGGAGCUGGUCGCACUCGGAAUCAGCAACAUGUUCUGCGGUGCGUUCCGUGGAUUUGCAGCAAGCACUGCUCUCUCCAGGACCGCCAUUCAGGAGAGCACCGGAGGAAAAACACAGGUUGCUGGUCUGCUCUCGGCUGUGAUCGUGAUGAUUGUAACUCUGGCCAUUGGAUUCCUGCUGGCCCCUCUCCCCAAGUCCGUUCUGGGAGCCAUCGUCAUCAUUAAUUUGAAGGGAAUGUUGAUGCAGUUCCGGGAGAUUGGACCUCUGUGGAAGAAAGACAAGUAUGACUGUCUGGUCUGGGUAAUAGCCUUCAUUGCCGCCGUUCUGCUUGGCCUCGACAUCGGGCUUGGUGCUGCCAUUGGAUUUGAACUGCUGACCAUCGUGUUCAGAACCCAGUUCCCACAGUGCUCCGUAUUGGCCAACAUCAACGGGACAGACCUCUACAGGAACAGGAAGGACCAUGUCAAUAUCUAUGAGCCGGAGGGAGUGAAAAUCUUCCGAUGCCCUUCACCCAUUUUCUUUGCAAACAUUGACUUCUUCCGGACCAAGCUGACAGAAGCUAUUGGGUUUAAUCCACUCCGGAUCCUCCGUAAGCGGAAUAAAGCCAUUCGAAAGAUCAAGAAAAUGCUUCAGAAAGGAGAGCUCAUGGCCACAACAAAGGGGUACGUGGAGACCGCGGAUGGACACCGCCCGAACGACUCGGACAACGAGAACGACAAGAACGAGGAGGACCCGGACGCCGCGCCCGACACGCGGGAGCUGCCGCUGCGGGUUGACUGGAGGUCGCUCCCCGCUGGGAUCCACGUCCCCGGGGUGGACACACACAGCAUCGUCCUCGACUUCGCUGCCGUCUCCUUCCUCGACGUGUCCGCCAUGAAGGGCUUGAAAUCGAUCCUGAAGGAAUUUGUCAGGAUUGAGAUCGAUGUUUACAUCGCUGCCUGCGAUGUGAGUCUCCUCCUGGAAAAAUUAGAAAGAUGUGGAUUCUUUGAUGAGGAAAUCACUCCAGAAAUAUUCUUCCUGACGAUCCACGACGCAGUGCUCUGUAUUCUGGACAGACACGACUCCAUCCAUACACUGAGCGUCAGCAAUGGAAAGGUGACCGAGGACAAGGAAAAAUUACAGGUCGAAGAAGAGUUAGGAAGAGAGACUGCUCGGUGCAGCCAAACACACAGUUCUGAAUCCCCGGGCACUGAAGCCUAA